Messenger RNA from Perognathus longimembris pacificus (Pacific pocket mouse), 6954 nucleotides. It is a transcript of the gene Esr1, whose product is annotated as estrogen receptor 1. Gene Ontology annotation, molecular function: zinc ion binding; nuclear estrogen receptor activity; sequence-specific DNA binding. The record is from RefSeq and is a predicted model, not a curated record. The transcript is spliced from 9 exons. Gene Ontology annotation, biological process: steroid hormone receptor signaling pathway; regulation of DNA-templated transcription. Lineage: Eukaryota; Metazoa; Chordata; Mammalia; Rodentia; Heteromyidae. Gene Ontology annotation, cellular component: nucleus. Bases 802 to 2598 code for a protein of 598 amino acids.
AGUAUUACAUUUCAGCACGAAGCAUAUCUCUGGAUUGUCACAACACUGGUUUCCAAAUUUGACUUCCUGUGCCGCUAGAGGCAUGGCCGUAGUGUGUCUAUUCAGACUUGGGGACAUGGCUGGGGGCGGUGUGUGGUGGUGGUAGUAACCUGUAGGACAUUUCAUCCAAGUGUAAUCCAGAAGGCUUCUCUUGUUAAAUUAUAUUUUUGAAGCAAAACUACCCCUGGCGCAUUUUGCAAGCGAUCUCUCCAGCCACUCUUGACUGGCAUUCUAUUUUUGCCUGGAACCUAUGAUUUACAGCCAGCCUGGUUACCCUCUUGCCUAGAAAGGCAACAGAAAGAAGCGGGCCGACUCCAGGCUCCACAGGUAGAAGCUAAAGGAGGCUGGCGUUUCCCCUCCACAGCAAGGCUUCCUCCAGCUGCGUCUCCCUGCUGUUGUCCCUUCGCAGACAGUGAGAGUCUCCCCUCACUCCCCCUCGGCCAUUCAUCCAGCCCUGUACAACAGCCCAGCUGCUGCCGCGUCGGCCGGGAGGGGCUGCCAAGUGCCCAGCCUACUGGCUCUUCCCGAGUCCCUGCCAUUCCAUACACAAACACAUCCACACGCGCUGCCUCAAUCACAUGCCGAGCCACUGGAGCAUGCGAACACAUUCCUUCCUUCCCUCUCACUGUCUCAGCCCUUGACUUCCACAAGCCCAUGGAAGAUUUCUGGAAAGCGGCUCUUGAUCUAGCAGGGUGGCCCGUGGGCUGCUGAGCCCUGCGCGGGGCGGGGAGACGCCGUGCGACUCGCCCGCGGCCACUGACCAUGACCAUGACCCUCCACACCAAAGCCUCGGGAAUGGCCUUGCUGCACCAGAUCCAAGGCGGCGAGCUGGAGCCCCUGAGCCGCCCGCAGCUCAAGAUGCCCCUGGAGCGGCCCCUGAGCGAGAUGUACGUGGACGGCGGCAAGCCCGCCGUGUUCAACUACCCCGAGGGCGCCGCCGCGUACGAGUUCAACGCCGCCGCCUCCGCGCCGGCCGCCGUCUACGGGCAGGCCAGCCUCACCUAUGGCCCCGGGUCCGAGGCGGCUGCGUUUGGAGCCAACGGCCUCGGGGGCUUCCCCCCGCUCAACAGCGUGUCUCCGAGCCCCCUGAUGCUGCUGCACCCGCCGCCGCAGCUCUCGCCCUUCCUGCACCCGCACGGCCAGCAGGUGCCCUAUUACCUGGAGAACGAGCCGGGCGGCUAUGCGGUGCGCGAGCCGGGCCCUCCCGCCUUCUACAGGCCAAGUUCAGAUAAUCGACGCCAGAGUAGCCGAGAGAGAUUGGGCAGUAACAGCGACAAGGGAAGCCUGGCGAUGGAAUCUGCCAAGGAGACGCGCUACUGCGCGGUGUGCAAUGACUAUGCCUCUGGCUACCAUUAUGGAGUCUGGUCCUGUGAAGGCUGUAAGGCCUUCUUCAAGAGAAGUAUCCAAGGUAAUAGGCAUAAUGACUACAUGUGUCCUGCAACCAAUCAGUGCACCAUUGACAAGAACAGGAGGAAGAGCUGCCAGGCUUGCCGGCUCCGAAAGUGCUAUGAAGUGGGGAUGAUGAAAGGAGGCAUUAGGAAAGACAGAAGAGGAGGGAGAAUGUUGAAACACAAGCGCCAGAGAGAUGACAUGGAGGGCAGGAAUGAAGUGGGGCCCUCGGGAGACAUGCGAGCUGCCAACCUGUGGCCCAGCCCCCUGGUGAUUAAGCACACGAAGAAGAACAGCCCAGCCUUGUCCUUGACAGCCGAUCAGAUGGUCAGUGCCUUGCUGGAGGCUGAGCCCCCCAUCAUCUAUUCAGAGUACGACCCUUCUAGACCCUUCAGUGAAGCUUCAAUGAUGGGCUUGUUGACCAACCUGGCAGACAGGGAACUGGUUCACAUGAUAAACUGGGCAAAGAGAGUUCCAGGCUUUGGGGAUUUGAACCUCCAUGACCAGGUCCAUCUUCUGGAGUGUGCCUGGUUAGAGAUCCUGAUGAUUGGACUGGUCUGGCGCUCCAUGGAGCACCCGGGAAAGCUCCUGUUUGCUCCUAACUUGCUCUUGGACAGGAAUCAGGGUAAAUGUGUAGAGGGCAUGGUGGAGAUCUUUGACAUGUUGCUGGCCACGUCGACUCGGUUCCGUAUGAUGAAUCUGCAGGGAGAGGAGUUUGUGUGCCUCAAAUCUAUCAUUUUGCUUAAUUCUGGUGUGUACACCUUUCUGUCCAGCACCCUGAAGUCUCUGGAAGAGAAGGACCAUAUCCACCGGGUGCUGGACAAGAUCACGGACACCUUGAUCCACCUGAUGGCCAAAGCCGGCCUGACCCUGCAGCAGCAACACCGGCGCCUGGCCCAGCUCCUGCUCAUCCUCUCCCACAUCCGGCAUAUGAGUAACAAAGGCAUGGAGCACCUGUACAACAUGAAGUGCAAGAACGUGGUGCCCCUGUACGAUCUGCUCCUGGAGAUGCUGGAUGCCCAUCGCCUACAUGCGCCAGCCAACCGCCAGGCGGGGGCCCCGGAGGAGCCCAGCCAGAGCCAGCUGACCGCCAACGGCUCUGCUUCUGCACAUUCCUUGCAAACAUACUACAUCUCCCAGGAAGCAGAGAGCUUCUCCAACAGCAUGUGAGAACUCCUGGGAGCCCCCCACCUCCCCCGCCCCACCCCGAGGUUCAGAGAAUCCCGCCGUGUUUCACCCACGUCAUGCAUCACUUUCGCAGAAUUCUGUCUCCUGCAUACACUCCGGCAUGCGUCUGCCACCAGUGGCUUUCUAGUAUGAGUGGCCAUUCAUUUGCUUGCUCAGUUCUUAGUGACCGUCUUCUGUUGGGAACAGCCAAAGGGAUUCCAGGGCUACGUCUUUGGUAACAGCUCUCUUCCCCUCUUUGCUACGUUAUUAAGAAUGAGGAUUCUUGUAGUGCGCUUCAUGACUGAACUCAGCCUGUGAGAUGUCUGUGGACUGACGUUUACUAGUUGAGGCCCACUCCUGGAGAUUAGACAUUUCACCUCUGAUAAGCACUUUGUAAUGGCUCCAAACUAAGCCUCAGGAAAGAAUUGAAUGGCUCCUUCAAUUGACACUAUGGACAAAGGAAGCUAGCACGAGGGCUCCCCGUGGGCAUCUUGUAUUCUUAUGGUAACCCGUCACUCCUGAAAGUGACUGACACCUUGUUUGCUUUUGCCAAGUGGCUUGGGUGUAGCACAAUGCUUGGUGGUCUUCAGUUCACUUCUCCCCAUAGGAAUACAAGAUGUGCAUGGGGAAGGAAGACCCCCUUAGUCUCAAGACGAUGUCAGCUUAAUACUUUGCACCUUUGGUCUUGCUGAAAUCACUGCUGGCUUUCCAGGGCACGGGUUCCAGGCCAUUCUGGCUUUCUACAGACCUGCAGGAAACAGCACGUUGAUUUCAGUUAAGUCAUACAGAUCAGUCUCUCUCUCUCUUUUUUUUUAAAUUGUCUUUUAUUUUUGUUUUUAUAAAAGAAAGUCAUUUUAGCCACCUCCCCCCCCCCCCCCCCCACCCAAGGACUUGGCAGUCCAAAACAGCCUCAGGACCGAUUCCAGUGGGGCUUUCGCAUUUCCCCACCAGAGGGCGCCCUACAUGGCUCUCCCAGCUGUGACAGAACACGGAGUUUUUCUCAUAGAGGAGGAAGGGCAGUUGGAGUUGAAUGAACGAGCACCUUGGCGAUGCUUUGGGGUUGUUGUUUUGACUUUAAUCCUGGGGGAUGGGGCUAAAGAGUGACUCCAUGGGAUCCCCGUGGGCUGCUAGAGAAUAAGUAGGAAAGUAGGGGAGAAAUGGGAUCAAACCGAAAGUGUCUGGGUGGCCUGGCCCCAGCUGUGCACACACUCCAGGGGCCCCAAUGCGCAGAGGGGCUGCCCCACCAGCACCCGGUAGUCUGCCUCUCCAUUUCCUGUGUGACCCUGAUGACAAGAACCAGCAGCGGGCGCUGCAUUCCUACACUGGGCCUGGGAUACUGGGGGCGGGGUGGGGGGGGUGGCUGUUCAGUGCUCCUCUGAAAACAAGCUUGUUUGCCCUUGGGAAGUUCUCCCUCUCCCCCAACUUCUACUCCUUCUGCCCUUAAACGUCAUAAACCAAGAGAAUGAGACUAGAAUUGGUUUCACAACAAGCCCCUGCCCCCCAACCCCCCCACAGGGCCAAUUUCCCGGGCCCUUUGCUUUUCUAGUACAACUCUGGGUGUUUUCAUGUACUUCACCCAAAUGAAACUUCGCUCUUCCCCGAGUUCACAGUCUACAGAUGCAGCUCUGCUGAGAGGUGAUAGGUAGACAGCAGCCCAGGGGAGUGGCCAGGAUUCUAGACAUGGCCUGUUUGGAAAGGUGAGUUCCACUAAAUUGACAGGCAAGGAAACCGGGAGGGCCCCCAAAUAAGGAAAGCUUUCUCUUUUAUUCCCUUCCAUGCAUGUACAUCCAAAUUUGGGGGCAAUCUUCUGUAUCUUCAUUAAGAAUAUGUUUAAGAACAUAAUUCUUUUGUUGUUUGUUUAAGAAGUACCUUAUAUAGUAUAAUAUAUUUUUUUGAAAUUGAAUUGCUGUUUAUCGGACAAUUGAAUGUAAUAAUUCUGUUCUGGAUUUAAUUUUGACUGGGUUAAUACUGCAAAAACCAAGGAAAAAUGUUGAGUUUUUUUUGUAUACUUUUUAAGCUACCUUGUAAUGUAUGCAGUUAGUUAUUGAUGCCUAAAGCCUGGUGAUUAUUCAUUUCAAUGAAGAUCACAUUUCAUAUUAUCUUUUGUAUCCACAGUAGACAAACUAGCACUAAUCCACAUGCCUAUUGUUGGAUAUCGAAUGCCAGACAAUCUUAUGUAGCAGAGAUUAUGCCUGAAAAGGAGAAUUAUUCAGGGCAGCUAAUUUUGCUUUUACCAAAAUAUCAGUAGUAAUAUUUUUGGACAGUAGCUAAUGGGUCAGUGGGUUCUUUUUAAUGUUUAUACUGAGAUUUUUCUUUAAAAAAAUAAAAACAAAAUAAAAUUAAAAAAAAAACAAACCUCUAGGACUAUAGAUGAUGUAAUACCAGCUAAAUCCAAACAGUUAUGUGGUGGAAGGUUUUUUUACAUGAUUCAUCUACUGUGUCUGUAUUCUUGUUCAGAUACUACUAUAUUUGAAAGGGGCAGACAACAUUGGAUGGUUGAACUGUGAGCCCUUGAGUUUCAAGCAACUUUGGAAGUCUCUUUUUAAUUCUUAUUUGAAGUGCCAAUAACAAGCUGACAUCAGCUGACAAUAAUCAGCUGACAUCUUUCAGCUGAUGUUGGUGUAGGGCAGAGGGGACACGUGGAGACUAUGUACUUUCUUCCCACUUUGAGGCAAAUUGAGGCCUGAAAGGUGUUGAUCUACCUGCAGGUUCAGGGUAGGAUGGGGGAAAAGGGCUUGGGAAGUUGAAGAAUGGGGAAAACAAAUGAGACUAAGAGCACUGAAGGCAUUCUGACACCUGGAGUGGAUACCAAGCUUUGCUAUUCCAUUUCUGCCCUGUAAUCUGAAAACAGCCAUUUCCAAAAUGGCUGCUCCAGUUUGGGGAUAGAGUACGGCAUCAGCGGCAAAAUCCAAAGAGUAGCUAGAGGUCUGAGUGUCUUUCAGCCAUGACUGAGCUUGUUGUCAUGAUUCUGCAACGCUAUCUUGCAGCAACAUGAGAGACAUCCGAAGAGAAGACCCUAUUGGUGUCACAGAAUCUCCUCCCAAGGAAGUGCAAUCAUUAUGUCAGUGAUUGCAAGUAUGUUUCCCCAUGCCCUCUUCCAGGCCUUGUGGGGGCUGAACAAAUAAAUGACCUACUGAUGAUUUACUUGUAAUCAUAUUAAAGCGUUCGCACUUUGAAAUAGCCAUUGAUUUAGACUGUUGGCUUAGAGUACCCUUACUCCCCAAGGAGCCCAAUUACAAAUCCCUUUCUUGAAUACUUUCCAGCUCCGAGAUGGGCUGUGGAUAUGGGGAACUCUCACUGGACCAUCAUCAUGUCUAAGACUCAUAGGCAGUUUUGCUUGGAGACAGCAGUUCUGUGAAAGGCAAACAGUUAUGCAGUAGCCCAGAAGAAAACCACCAUCCUGUUUCUGGUGCAAGUCUUGGGAGGUGGAUCCAGAUUGAACUGUAAACUUCCCAGAUUCACCCCCUGAGAAAGAACUCCCCAUCCCGCCGGAGCGAGCGAGCUGAACUGUUGGUCCCAAGUAUCCCACCUUCUCAUCCAUGUGAUUCUGCUGUUUCCUAGUUGUCUCUCCUUCCCAUUAAAAUCAAAUUGUGGCCCCUUUUUAAAAUCACUUUAAAUUGUUUGCUAAGUAAUUGCUGCGUCUGUUACAGCAUUCGAUUUUUGCACUGUCUUUCAGAGACACAAGAAAAAUUUCUAUUCUUUUUUUUGCAUCCAAAUGUGCCUGAACUUUUUAAAUACAUAAAUGCUGCCAUGAUCCAACCCCAUCUUCAGAGUGUGUGUGUGUGUGUGCCUGUGUGCAUGUGUGCGUGUGAGUGUGUGUGUAUGUGUGUACAGAGCUGUGCACCCUGGAAAUAACAUACAGUCCCAUGAACAGGUGCCUAAGACAUGGACCCCUUUGUGUUCACAGAGAGGUCAUUGGUCAUAGAGACUUGAAUUAAUAAGUGACAUUAUGCCAGUUUCUGUCCUCUCAUAGCUUCUCUACAAUGCUUUGUGUGCACUACAUACUCUUCAGUGUAGAGCUCUUGUUUUAUGGGAAAAGGCUGAAAUGCCCCAUUGUGUUUGAUGGACAAAUACACUCGCCUGCUGAUGCAUACAUACAAUUACUGAUGUGAUCCUGUUUUUGUCGUAGCUUUGCUUUGUUUAAUGAAACACACUUGUAAACCUCUUUUGCACCUUGAAAAAGAAUCCAGCGGGAUGCUUAAGCACCUGUAAACCAUUUUUUUCUCAACCUAUUUGAUGUUCAAAUAAAGGAGUAAACUAAAGACAAAGCGUUUGAGUUGUCUGUUUUACAAGCUUCUUGCCAAUUGCUUAUUACUGACUCUAUGAAAAUGGUGGCUUUUGCCUGUAAUUCUGCCUACU